AUCCGUUCCGCACUUCAAAAAGCUUACUUUCACUUUUACUUUAAAGAGCAGAAGCGCAAAUCAGCGACAAACUGCUGUAAAUACAUCAAGAUUUAGACCUGCGUAUAAAUAAAGAAUGAGCUACGACAGAGCCAUUACUGUUUUUUCUCCAGAUGGACACCUGUUUCAGGUGGAAUAUGCCCAGGAGGCGGUGAAGAAGGGUUCAACUGCAGUGGGGGUGAGAGGCAAAAACAUUGUUGUGCUUGGGGUUGAGAAGAAAUCGGCGGCCAUGCUUCAGGAUGACAGGACAGUGCGAAAAAUCUGCGCUCUGGAUGACAACAUCUUCAUGGCAUUUGCUGGCCUGACUGCAGAUGCGAGGAUCGUGAUUAACCGAGCUCGGGUGGAGUGUCAAAGCCACAGACUGACUGUAGAGGAUCCGGCUACUGUGGAAUACAUCACCCGCUACAUCGCUAACAUGAAACAGCGUUACACACAGAGUAACGGACGAAGACCUUUUGGGAUCUCCUCCCUCAUCAUGGGCUUUGAUUUUGAUGGUACUCCCAAUCUCUAUCAGACUGAUCCUUCUGGAACAUACCAUGCCUGGAAGGCAAAUGCUAUUGGGCGAUCAGCAAAAACUGUUCGCGAAUUCCUGGAGAAGAACUACAAAGAGGAGGACAUGGAGUCAGAUGAAUUAGUCCUUAAACUGGCAGUCAGAGCUCUUCUCGAGGUGGUGCAAUCUGGUGGAAAAAAUAUUGAACUGGCUACAAUGAAGCACGGUGAAACUAUGAAGAUUUUGGACCCUGAGGAAGUCGAGAAGAUAGUAUCUGCUCUGGAGAAAGAAAAGGAAGAGGCAGACAAGAAAAAGAAAGCUGCAGCCAGUGCAACAUCCUGAACAAGCUGGGAAACAAGUUUUAAGCAACAAUGAAUUAAUGCACUAAAGGUUGAGGAUUAUCAGCCAUUUUCCAUUUUAUUAACAAUGGUUCUUUUUUUUUUUUUUUGUACAAAGUCCC
Molecule: messenger RNA, 989 nt
Organism: Hemibagrus wyckioides
Lineage: Eukaryota; Metazoa; Chordata; Actinopteri; Siluriformes; Bagridae
Product: proteasome subunit alpha type-7-like
Exons: 7
Coding region: 116-871 (251 amino acids)
Biological process (GO): ubiquitin-dependent protein catabolic process
Cellular component (GO): proteasome core complex; nucleus; proteasome core complex, alpha-subunit complex
Source: RefSeq, a predicted model, not a curated record